AUGCCCUUAAAUUUUGCAAAAAUCAGACGAGUGUUGACUGACAAGUUCUGGGGGAAUUCUCAUCGACAGUUGUCUGGUUCAACGGACGCGACUAUUUUACAUGAUUCGCAUCUUUCUGACUUUCUUCAUCUCACACCAGCCUUACUGGCAGAAUUAAUACGGACGUUAUGGUCAGCGAUAUUCUUGGUUAUAUUAGGACUCUUUCUCACCUUCAACAUACAAUGGUCCGACCAACGGUGGAAAUACUCGGGCGACGACAUGAAACCGUUGGUCGAUUUGGGAUUCAAAGUUUUGCCCGAGACCGAUAAGGUUUUUUUGGCAGACCUUUUUAUGUUAACGUUACUGGUUGGUUCGGUGUUUUUCACGCUUUUUAUGGCUGAAUCGAAUCGUGCGAGAAUUAUUAUCGUGCGUAGAAUUUUUUGGUUGCUUGGUAUUUUGUUGUUUUUCCGUACUAUUACGUUGUCGACUACUACUUUACCGAGUCCAAAGAAUUGUACGCCAGUCGAUACUGGGAGUUUUUGGUUUAUGUUGAAACAAGGUGUGCAUUUGAUAUUGGGUGGUGUUAAAGCUUGUACGGAUAAUAUUUAUUCUGGUCACACCAUUUUUAUUACUACAAGUAUAAUUCUUUUUCGCGUAUAUUGUAAAUACCCAUAUCUCACAUAUUACUCAUACGUACAUGGCACAACUGGCAUAUGUCUACUUGUUGCCACCCGUCUUCAUUACACCGUCGACGUGCUACUAGCAGUAUUUAUCACCUACGCGGUACACUCGAUCUACUUCUUCAUCGUCGAUCUUUGUAUCGAAAAACACUUUUUGCAUAUACGGCGAGCAGAAGAAAGACUCGGUGACAAAGAAUUAUAUCAGCGAAUUGGGUAUAUACCGAAUAUGUUUAAUGUGAGUCUGGUGGGAACGGUUCGGUGGAUGGAUGGAUUGGAUAUUCGGUUCGCGAUGGAAGAUGAACAGACUGUCGUGCAGACCAUUGAGUUGUCGCAUCAUCGACAACAAGUGUUGACUGUUGAACGGGAAAGAAAAGCUGCGAGCAAUAGAAGUGUGACUGACAGUCAGCAUGGAGAAGGAGCAUGCGAAAAUGAUAGUAGUAGUCCUCAUCAUGGCGAUGAUGAUGGAUCCUCAACAGAGAGACACUUAUCGUUGACAAUUACGGAAAAUGCAUUACCAGAAUCAAAAAUUUCAUCAUCGUCAUCAUCAAUACAAAUUGGCACAUCUGGAUCAACAUCAUAA
Ambispora gerdemannii is the source of this 1239-nucleotide messenger RNA. The record is from the annotation of a GenBank genome assembly. Lineage: Eukaryota; Fungi; Glomeromycota; Glomeromycetes; Archaeosporales; Ambisporaceae.